Messenger RNA from Cheilinus undulatus (humphead wrasse), 2256 nucleotides. RefSeq lists its product as uncharacterized. Gene Ontology annotation, biological process: skeletal muscle organ development. Bases 1 to 2256 code for a protein of 751 amino acids. The record is from RefSeq and is a predicted model, not a curated record. NCBI's taxonomy places the organism in Eukaryota, Metazoa, Chordata, Actinopteri, Labriformes, Labridae. Gene Ontology annotation, cellular component: Z disc; cell-cell junction; sarcolemma. The transcript is spliced from 13 exons.
AUGAGCCUAAGCCCAGAGAGGAUCUCGUCCUACCGCCGUCACUUUGAGGACACUAGUAGCUCAUCCUACCAAGUCCGAGUGUCCAGCCCAUCCCCCACCAGGAGAGAAGCCCGUCAUGUCUCUGCUGGCUAUGCCUGCAAAGCUGGGGCCAGCAAAGUGCGUGUGGAGUCAGUGGGACGGAGGAACAUCUCGGCUGCACGCAGGACUCGCAUGGUUGGAGCAGGUGUUAGUGCAGGAGCCAUGGUGUGUGUUGGGCCAAGUGGAGAACCUGCUAUGGAUCUGGAUGCAGCUGCAGCUGAGAACCAGGAGUUCCUCAGCACCCGAACAAGUGAAAGACAGGAGAUGAUCGUCCUCAAUGACAGACUGGCUGUCUACAUUGACAAGGUUCGAUCACUUGAGCAGCAAAACAAGCUGCUGGAAGCAGAGAUUGAGGCCUACCAAAACCGCUUUGAGAAGCCAACUGGUCUCCGGCUUUUGUACGAGGAACAGCUCAGGGAGCUGAAAAAGAUUGCUGACCAGAUGAGAGUUCAGCGGGACAUCUCCUUGGCGGCUAAAGAAUCCACAGCUGCUCAACUUGAGGCGAUCAAAAUCAAAUAUGAGGAGGCAGUGGAGCUGCGGAGGAAAGCAGAGUUAGACAUUGAAACCUUCCGUCCAGAUGUUGACAAAGCCACCUCCUCACGCAUUGCCUUGGAGAAGAAGCUGGAGCAGCUGGAAGUUGAAAUUGAAUUCCUGAAGCGUGUCCACCAACAGGAAAUAGAUGAGCUCAUGAAACAGAUCUAUGCAGCUCACGCCUCGGCUCAGAGUGCAUUCGCCCUGCCUGACCUGGCAGCUGCUAUGAAGCAGAUCCAAAACCAGUAUGACGACAUCGCAGCCAAAAACCUCCAGGAGAUGGAUUCAUGGUAUAAAACCAAGUUUGAUGAUCUAACCAGUAAGACAUCAAAGCAUGUGGAUAGGGUUCGAGGCUUCAGAGAGGAAAUAGCCGGGGCAAAGAAAGAUAUCCAAAGCAAAGAGCGGGACUUGGACUCCCUGAGGACCAGGAAUGAAGCCCUUGAGGCUCAAAUACGAGAGAUGCAGGAGAAGUACAGGAAGGAACAGGAAGAACUGCAGGCUCGGAUUGAAACCCUGCAGCUUGAGCUGAAAUCUACCAAGGAGAAAAUUGCGCUGCACCUGCGUGAGUACCAGGACCUUCUGAAUGUCAAGAUGUCUCUGGAGAUUGAGAUCACCACAUACAGGAAACUUAUUGAGGGAGAGGACCUGCGGCUCUCUGGCAUGAUGCAAACCUUGUCUCUCACCAGCUGUGGCAUGAGCGCCAUCAGUGCUGGGGUGAGCUUUAGUGCAGGAGGCACGGGUGGUGGUGGGGGAAUGAGUGGCGGGAUGAUUGGCAGUAGUAGUGUUGGAACCGUGGGGAGUGGGGUAGGAAUUGGUGGGGGCGUGGGUGCAGGAGGCAUGGGUACAGUUUCAGGCAGUGGUGCAGGAGGAAUAGCUGGAAGAGUGGGUGCUGGAGGUCCAGGCGACAAGAUGGGUCCUGCUGGUCGGGUAGGUGGGGCUGAUGUGGGUGCUGGCCAUGGGUUGGGAAGUGGGAGUCUAGGUGUUGGAGCAGGUGGGGUGGGCAUUAGUGGAGGCAGGGCUGGUGCUGGAGGUCUUGGCACUGGUGUUGGAGGUGUGGGCACUAGGGGUUUGGGCACUGGGGAUGGAGGUGUAGGUGUUGGAGGUCUUGGCACUGGUGCUGGAGGUUUGGGUGCAGGCACAGGAGGCAUCGGCGCUGGAGGUGUCGGCUCUGCUGCUGGUGGUGGAGUCACAGGUGACAGUUAUAUGAGUGGUGUUGAAGCCGGUACAGGCGGUGGCACUGCAGGUUUGGUCGGCAUGGACGGCACUGGUACAGGUGUUGGUGGAGGAAAGGGUGAUGCAAUUAGUGGAGGCAUGGACAGGGAAGGAGGUAGAGAUCCUGGAAUGGGUGGCAGAACUGGAGGAAGUGGGGGUGCAGGUGGAGGUGAUGUAGGAACUGCACUGUCAAGCGUUAGUGGAAUGGGAAAGACUGCAGGAGGGAUGGGUGGCAGCACCGGUUCUGGGAUGGGAUGUGGAACUGAUGGAUUUGAUGGCAACCAUGAGGCCUACACGGGGCAGGCUGUGGAGCUGACGGAGAGAAGGACAGUGCUCAUUAGAACGGUCAAAAAUGAGGACGACGUGCUUGAAAUGGACCACCAGGAACAAACCUACACCAUUACUGGUGCAGCCGAUGACUCUGAUGAGGAGUGA